GUUGUGUUCAUUCUACGAACAGCUGUGUAAAGUUAAACAAACAUUUUAUGCAUUCAAGCAAAUGUAAAAAGUAUACAAAUUGGGGAAAUGGAGGAAGUUAUUGGAGGAGAUAAGAGUCAGCGACCUGACGAGAAAUGUGUCUUAGACGAGGAACUAGUCAGACCGGAGGAGCCACUUGUGGAAACAGAAAAACAGCUUGACAAAAUAGAAACAUCAUUAACGAAAACUACAACCAAUCAUGAGAGCAAUGCCCCAGCACAGGCACCUGAUCCCAAAGAACCAAAAAAAUGCGUAUCUGGGGAAAAAAUUAAAGUGUAUGGUUACAUGAAAAAGAAGGUUCUGAGCCAUUUAGAAGAAAAUGGUUGUAGCCCUAGAAGUGUUGAUGAAGUGAUUACAGCUUCAAAAUUUAACAAACAGUCUAUACUCGAAUAUAUGAACCAGCGUAUAGAGAUGGCUGAAACUAAUGUACAUGAAGAGUGCGGAUCACUGAGUUUUAACAACAUUGAAGCCUGGCUAAAGCAAUUUAAAAAAUGGAAUUUGCCAGAGUUAUGCGCAUAUGAACCAGCCUUAGUUAUCAAUGCCAUAGCGAACAAUGAGGAUCUUCCUGAAACAGAAGAGCUAGAAGGCGUGGACUUAAGAUCCGUCUACAAAUUCAUAGGAAACGCAUUAUUUGGAUUACCGCAAGCUAAAUUAAAUGAAAAAAGUGCGCAAUUUUUGGCCAAUGAAUUUGAGAUUCUUGUUGGAGAAGCCAAUACGAAUGUUGGCGAUUGUGCGACAAUGCUCCUGAACAAUCGAUUACAAAACUACAAAGAGCUGCCGUGUUGCAGUAAAAAAGAAAAAUGUAGCAUCGACCCUUUAUGUCUAGAGGAUGAACAGAAAUUUACUCAAUAAUGAAAGGCGGGCACGCUCUGCCUAUUCCAAAUAAAAUAGAGCUAUACUAAUCUGUAUUUUAUAUUUUUUCAAUUGGUGAUUUUGUUCGUAAAUAUUAUAACAUCAUUGCAAAUAAAAUAAAAUAAUAUGUUGAUAGAAUUAAAACGCACCACUUUAAA
Anastrepha obliqua is the source of this 1049-nucleotide messenger RNA. RefSeq lists its product as uncharacterized. The transcript is spliced from 6 exons. Lineage: Eukaryota; Metazoa; Arthropoda; Insecta; Diptera; Tephritidae. The coding region runs from base 88 to 891 and encodes 267 amino acids. The record is from RefSeq and is a predicted model, not a curated record.